UUUGCAAAACCUAACCUAUUGUUUAUUUGGUGUGAAAUCGAGCUGUCAGAAUUAAAAUCCACCGUUUUUUGGUGGAAACAUUAAAACUUAUAAACGUUUUUGAAGGGAUUAGGAAAUUCGUGUAGACUGACCAUAGUCCACGAAUUAUCCAAAGUCCCAAAAAUUUAAUUCAUUUUUGAUUAAAUUCAGUUUAUAAAAAGAACCGGGUCGUUGGCCGCACCCAAGCGAAUACUCGUAUGAUUCAUACAAUAAAAAAAAUUUAUAGUUUUUACAUCAAUUUUAAAAAUAUAGUGAAAUUUUGUUAAAUUAUCUUUCUGAAUUGAGUGCAAUUUUUUUUUUUUUUUUUUUUUUUUUAAAUAUUUGACUUCUAACUUGGAAAAAAAUGACGGAAGUGUAUAAUUUUGGUUUAGAUGCGGUCUCCUGUCACGCAUGGAAUAAAGAUAGAACUGAGGUGGCAGUAUCUCCUAACAAUAAUGAGGUUCAUGUUUAUAAGCAUCAAUCAAUGGGAUGGAAACAAUUGCAAGUAAUGCAAGAACACGAUCAACGAGUAACGGGAAUUGAUUGGGCUCCAAAGACAAAUAGAAUUGUCACUUGUGCAGCUGAUAAAAAUGCUUUUGUUUGGACACAAGACGAAAGUGGUAAAUGGAAUCCUGCAUGGGUUUUACUACGAACAAAUCGAGCUGCUACUUGUGUGAAAUGGUCACCAUUAGAAAAUAAAUUUGCUGUUGGUUCUGGUGAUAGAAUUAUUUCCGUUUGUUAUUUUGCCUCGGAGAAUAAUUGGUGGGUGUCGAAACAUAUAAAACGUCCUUUACGUUCAACAGUGACGGCAAUUGAUUGGCAUCCAAAUAAUAAAGUGCUAGUCGCAGGAUCCACGGAUUAUAAAGUUCGAGUUUUUAGUGCUUGUAUCAAGGACAUGGAGGAUCCACAAAAUGAAAGUGCCUGGGGAAACAGUGGACUUUUAGGAAAAUUAUUUGUCGAGUUUCCCAAUACUCCAAAUGGAGGCGGAUGGAUUCAUGCUGUUGCAUUCAGUCCAUGUGGAAAUAAAAUCUGUUGGGUUGGACACAAUUCAUCAAUAUGCGUUGCAGAUGCUACAAAAGGAAAUGCAGUUGUGAGAUUAUAUACAGAACAUCUUCCAUUUUUAAGUUGUACAUGGGUUGAGUCAAAUUCAAUUAUCGCAGCGGGUCACAAUUGUAUGCCAAUGUUAUACUCGCUUGAUGAUAAUGGUCAAAUUUACUUCGCAUCGAAGUUGGAUAAUACACAAAAGAAAGGUGCAGCCGGAUUAUCAGCUAUGAGAAAAUUUCAAUCUCUCGAUCGUCAAGCAAGAGUUGAAAAUAAUGACAGUGCUCUGGAUAGUAUUCAUCAAAAUACAAUUACAUGCGUACGAAAAUUAUCCAAUUCAAGGUUCAGUACAAGCAGUUUAGAUGGUCAACUUGUCGUAUGGGAUUUAAAGCUCAUGGAGAACUCAAUGGCUGGAAUGAAGAUCGUCUGAAUAAUUGACUUUUAAUGCAAUAUCCAAAACAAUACUAUUGCACUGAGUGCAAUAAUGUAUAAACAUAAUAAUAAAUGUUAACCACUUUCUCAAUUAGUGGUUUAUCCGUUCAAAAAAAAAAAAUGAUUAUUAUUCUUUUUUAAUUCAAAAACGAUACUAAUUAAUAUUACCUAUUCCAGAAUUUUUCCAUUAUAAAUAAGAAGAAGAAUUUUUGUUUAAACAAUCGAAAAAACAUUUUUAGAAGUCAACAAAUUUUUUCAGUAUUUAAAAUGAAUUAAAUUUGAAAAUUGAGGAUAACGAACACCCUUUGACUAUGUACUAACUUAGUGUCAACGGCCUGUAACUGUUUGGUCAUCAUUGAAGCAAAGAAUAAAGGGAAUAUUUAUAGCCACAGACAGAUUGUAACAUGAGUAAUUUGGUGUAAAGUCUGUGAGUUUGAUGAAUUUAUUUUUAAAGUAAGAAAAGAAAUUUUUUUAAAUUCCUUGGAAGAAAAUUGUCUUUUUUUUUAAAUAAAGAAUAAUUGUAAAAAAAAAUUAUUUUCACAGAAAAGAAAAAGUGAGUGGUUUUGUGAAGAGUCAGGUGUAAAGUGGUUCGCCUGCGGUUAGAAGUCAAAAUGAAACGAGUGGCCUAGGAGAAGGCAAGUUGCGCGCAUGUUUUAAUAGUUGGGGGUGCCUUAAAUCUACCCAACGCUCGCUCUAGAAAACCACUGGCUUGUCAAUAGUGGGGGGUAGCCGGACAAGUUCAGUGCGAAUAUCGAUUCAGUCUCGCGCAAACCACCCCCGAGUUCUAUUGUCGAGCCUCGGUUAUAUACAAAAGACAAGAGAGAAAGAGAGAGCACCUCGACGCCGAGCCGCGCAACUCCCUUGUUUUUUUAUGAAUCUCGACGCUUCACACCUUCAUGUAAACAUAGUAUACUUUGAGACUUUUAAACUUAUCUUAUAAACAAACAAAUAAAAAAAAAAAAAAAAUUCUCUAUUAAAAGUUCAUCGCAUAAUUCAGACAAUAAAAUAAAUUUAUAUUGAUUUGCUCCAAAAAAAAGAGGUCAAUUUGUGCAGUGCAAGCAGAGAAACCG
Molecule: messenger RNA, 2561 nt
Organism: Leptopilina boulardi
Lineage: Eukaryota; Metazoa; Arthropoda; Insecta; Hymenoptera; Figitidae
Gene: Arpc1
Product: actin-related protein 2/3 complex subunit 1A-A
Exons: 6
Coding region: 383-1489 (368 amino acids)
Biological process (GO): Arp2/3 complex-mediated actin nucleation
Cellular component (GO): Arp2/3 protein complex; actin cytoskeleton
Molecular function (GO): actin filament binding
Source: RefSeq, a predicted model, not a curated record